Messenger RNA from Dichomitus squalens LYAD-421 SS1, 501 nucleotides. RefSeq lists its product as uncharacterized. The record is from RefSeq and is a predicted model, not a curated record. The transcript has 3 exons. Gene Ontology annotation, cellular component: mitochondrion. The coding region runs from base 1 to 501 and encodes 166 amino acids. NCBI's taxonomy places the organism in Eukaryota, Fungi, Basidiomycota, Agaricomycetes, Polyporales, Polyporaceae.
AUGUCCUCCUCUCUCGCCGUCGCUCGACGUGCGGCCCUCCAAGCGAGGGCUGCUGUCCGUGUUAGGCACUAUGCAAACAUCACGGCCGCCGAAACACCUGCGCCCACUACUCCUGCACCGCUGACCACCACGCUGCCCGACGACGGCGACCCUCAACUCGGUGACUACCCUCGCCUGCCCUUCGUGUCCAAGCAGCAGCGCCCCGCGCGUGGAUGGGAGGACUUCCAGUUCAGGAGGAACUUUGGGGAGCCGCUCCACGAGCAAGAGGAGGUCCUCUCCGUGUGGGGUCCCGACGUCCCUGUUGUGCCCGGACCCACCGCGUUGCGCUGGUUCUCUAUCGCAGCCCUUGGCUUCGUGAGCUUUGGCGUCCUCGUCAACUAUGUCCAUCCUGAAAUCCCGGCCGUGCGCCGUGAGUACCCGUUCUCGGGACUCGUGUCCGAGCUCGGUAGCCUCGAGGCGAACAAGGCGAGGGAAGAGCCAGAUAAUGAGGCGGACGAGUAG